AUGAAGGGAAAAAUUUUAUUUUUUUCUUCUGUUUUUUUAUAUUUAUCACGUGUUAUCUCAUCAGAAGAAAUAACAUUUUCCAAUGCACCAGUAAAUAAUAAUGAAGAAAAUGAAACAGUAGAAGAAAUUUUAGAAGAUUUAAACAAAAAUGAAACAGAUGAUAACCAUAUAUUUCUAAAUAAAGAUACAGAGAUAUUAGAAGAAAAUAAUCAAGAAAACACAGAGGAAUUAAAUGAAGUAAAUGAUGAACAGCUAAAUGAAGAAAAUGCAGGAGAACAAGAAUAUAAUAUUGCAGGAUUGCAUGAAGAUGAUAUAGAAGAAGUAGAAGAAAAUAAUAAUACAGAAUUGAACGAAGAAAAUGUAGAAUUACAUGAAGAUAAUGAAGGAGAAGAACAAGAAAAUAAUAAUGAAGAAUUAUACGAAGAUAAUGUAGAAGAAUUACAAGAAGAUGAUAAUGAAAUAAAUGAAACAAAUGCUAGACAAUUACACGAAAAAAAUACAGAAGAAUUACAAGAAAAUAUUACUGAAGAAUUGAACGAAGAAAAUGCAGAAUUACAUGAAGAUAAUGAAGGAGAAGAACAAGAAAAUGAUAAAGCAGAAUUACAUGAAGAUAAUGUAGAAGAAGUGCAAGAAAAUGAUAAAGCAGAAUUGCAUGAAGAUGAUGCAGAAGUACUAGAAAAUAAUACUACCGAAUUAUAUGAAGAUAAUGCAGAAGAAUUACAUGAUGAUGAUACAGAAGGAGAACAAGAACACAAUAUUGAAGAAUUACACGAAGAUGAUGUAGAAUUAAAUGAUAAAAAUGGUAGGCAAUUACAUGAAAAUGAUGUAGAAGAAGUAGAAGAAAAUAUUAAUGAAGAAUUACAGGGAGAAAAUGUAGAGGGAGAACACGAAAAUAAUACUGAAGAAUUACAUGAAGAUGAUGUAGAAGAAGUAGAAGAAAAUAAUAAUGCAGAAUUAUACGAAGAUGACGCAGAGGAAGAACAAGAAAAUGAUACUGCAGAAUUACACGAAGAUGAUGCAGAAUUAAAUCAAAAAAAUGGUAGACAAUUACAUGAAGAUGAUGUAGAAGAAGUACAAGAAAAUAUUAAUGAAGAAUUACAGGGAGAAAAUGUAGAGGGAGAACAAGAAAAUAAUACUGAAGAAUUACAUGAAGAUGAUGUAGAAGAAGUAGAAGAAAAUAAUACUGCAGAAUUACAUGAAGACGAUGUAGAAGAAGUAGAAGAAAAUAAUACUGCAGAAUUAGGCGAAGAUGAUGCAGAAGCAAAUCAAAAAAAUGGUAGACAGUUACAUGAAAAUGAUGUAGAAGAAGUAGAAGAAAAUAUUAAUGAAGAAUUACAGGGAGAAAAUGUAGAUGAAGAACAAGAAAAUAAUACUGAAGAAUUACAUGAAGAUGAUGUAGAAGCACAUGAAGAUAAUACAGAAGUACAAGAAAAUAAUACGGAAGAGGCACAAGAAAAUAUUACUGAAGAAUUACAGGGAGAUGAUGCAGAAAAAUUAAAUGAAGAAAAUACAGAAGAAUUCACUGGUCAAAAUGCAGAAGAAUUUUUCGAAGAAGAGACAGAGGAAGGUGUAGAAAACAAAAAGAAACCUUCAGAAGAGAACAAUGAAGAAAAUACAGAAGAAUUCAAUGGUCAAAAUGCAGAAGAAUUUUUCGAAGAAAAGACAGAGGAAGGUGUAGAAAACAAAAAAAACCCUUCAGAAGAGAACAAUGAAGAAAAUACAGAAGAAUUCAAUGGUCAAAAUGCAGAAGAAUUUUUCGAAGAAAAGACAGAGGAAGGUGUAGAAAACAAAAAAAACCCUUUAGAAGAGAACGAUGAAGAAAAUACAGAAGAAAAUACAGAAGAAUUCAAUGGUCAAAAUGCAGAAGAAUUUUUAGAAGAAGAGACCGAGGAAGAUGUAGAAAACAAAAAUAAACCUUCAGAAGAGAACAAUGAAGAAAAUACAGAAGAAUUCAAUGGUCAAAAUGCAGAAGAAUUUUUAGAAGAGACUGAGGAAAAUGUAGAAAUCAAAAAAAAACCUAUAGAAGAGAACAAUGAAGAAAAUACAGAAGAAAAUACAGAAGAAUUCAAUGGUCAAAAUGCAGAAGAAUUUUUAGAAGAAGAGACUGGGGAAAAUGUAGAAAGCAAAAAGAAACCUUUAGAAGAGAACAAUGAAGAAAAUACAGAAGAAUUCACUGGUCAAAAUGCAGAAGAAUUUUUAGAAGGAGAGACAGAGGAAGAUGUAGAAAACAAAAAAAAACCUUCAGAAGAGAACAAUGAAGAAAAUGCAGAAGAAAAUACAGAAGAAUUAAAUGGUCAAAAUGCAGAUGAAAUUUUAGAACAAGGAACAGAAGAAACCGUAGAAGAGUUGGGUGAAGAAAUUAUAGAGAAAAAUAUAAUGCAAGAAAUUGAUGAAAAUGUACUUGAAAAUAACACAAGUAAAAAUGAUGAAGAUUUUGAAACAAAUUUUGAUGAAGAAGAAUUAGAACUUAAUGAAAUAUUUAUAGGACAAACUACAGAUAUGCCUUUAGAAAAUGAUGCUGUAGGUAUUGUGGAAGCUCAAGAUUCAGAUACUGGGGAUCAAUCAGGUGGUGGCACAGGUUCAGGAUCAUCAGAUUCCGGGGUAAGCGGAACAGGUGUAACUCAGCCAGCUGCAGCUGUUCCAGCCGUUCCAGGGGUUGGUGUUCCAGGGGUUGGUGUUCCAGGUGUUCCAGGUGUUCCAGGAGUUCCAGGGGUUUCAGGGGAAGCAGGUACUCCAGGGGUUGUAGGGACUCCAGCUGCAGAUGCAACUGAUGGAAGUGAAUCUGCAAUUUAUACAUUAGAUACUCUUUAUGAUGAUGUUCUUAAACGUUUAAAAAUCACAGAUUUAAAUAAUGCCCCUUAUAGUGAUGGAUAUAAUAAUUUAAAAAAAGAACUUAAAUUACUUACCUUAAAUAAAAAAGAACAUGAUUUGAUUAAAGAAAUUAUAGAUAGUUUCUCCAAAAAAUACAUAAAAGAUGGAGACAUAAGUGCUUUAGCUGAUAUAUUUAAAAAGGCAUUAACUGAUAAAAAAGUUGCUGAAAUAUUGAAAAACUUAAUCUCUAAUGUUUAUAGCUUUACUAAACGACAUAAUUACUUAAGAGCUGAUAAAACGGAAAAAGAAACCUACACUACCGUAGUGGAUAAUGCAGUUAAUUUAUUAGGAAAUAUACUAGUUAAUUAA
Molecule: messenger RNA, 3180 nt
Organism: Plasmodium gallinaceum
Lineage: Eukaryota; Apicomplexa; Aconoidasida; Haemosporida; Plasmodiidae
Product: MSP7-like protein, putative
Exons: 1
Coding region: 1-3180 (1059 amino acids)
Source: RefSeq, a predicted model, not a curated record